Messenger RNA from Mya arenaria, 1089 nucleotides. RefSeq names its product zinc finger protein 790-like. NCBI's taxonomy places the organism in Eukaryota, Metazoa, Mollusca, Bivalvia, Myida, Myidae. The transcript has a single exon. The coding region runs from base 1 to 1089 and encodes 362 amino acids. The record is from RefSeq and is a predicted model, not a curated record.
AUGUUACAACACCUCGUGCGGCCGGUCAAUGUGUGUGCGCACUCUGAACAACACCUCGUGCGGCAGAGCCAUGUGUUUGCGUACUCAGAACAACACCUCGUGCGGCCGGGCAAUGUGCGUGCGUACUCAGAACAACACCUCGUGCGGCCGGUCAAUGUGUGUGCGCACUCUGAACAACACCUCGUGCGGCAGAGCCAUGUGUUUGCGUACUCAGAACAACACCUCGUGCGGCAGAGCCAUGUAUGUUCGCACUCAGAACAACACCUGGUGCGUCAGAGCCAUGUGUUUGCGUACUCAGAACUACACCUCGUGCGGCCAGGCAAUGUGUGUGCGUACUCAGAACAACACCUAGUGCGGCAGAGUCUUGUAUGUUCGCACUCAGAACAACACCUCGUGCGGCAGAGCCUUGUGUGUUCGCACUCUGAACAACACCUCGUGCGUCAGAGCCAUGUGUUUGCGUACUCAGAACAACACCUCGUGCGGCCAGGCAAUGUGUGUGCGUACUCAGAACAACACCUAGUGCUGCAGAGUCUUGUGUGUUCGCACUCAGAACAACACCUCGUGCGGCAAAGUCUUGUGUGUACGCACUCAGAACAACACCUCGUGCGGCAGAGCCAUGUGUGUUCGCACUCAGAACAACACCUCGUGAGGCACAGCAAAUCGUGUUCGCACUCAGAACAACACUUCGUGUGGCAGAGCGAUGUAUGCUCGCACUCAGAACAAGACUGCGUGCAGCAGAGCCAUGUGUGUUUGCACUCAGAACAACACCUCGUGCGGCAGAGCCAUGUGUAUGCGCACUCAGAACAACACCUCGUGUGGCAGAGUCAUGUGUGUUCGCACUCAGAACAACACCUCGUGCGGCAUAGGUCAUAUGUGUUCGCACUCAGAACAACACCUCGUGCGGCAGAGCCAUGUGUUUGCGCUCUCAGAACAACACCUCGUGCGGCAGAGCCAUGUGUGUGCGCACUCAGAACAACACCUCGUACGGCAGAGCCAUGUGUGUUCUCACUCAGAACAACAUCUCGUGCGGCAGAGCCAUGUGUGUGCGCACUCAGAACAACACCUCGUGCGGCAGAGCCAUGUGUGUAA